Xenopus tropicalis (tropical clawed frog) is the source of this 1587-nucleotide messenger RNA. RefSeq lists its product as uncharacterized. The transcript has 9 exons. NCBI's taxonomy places the organism in Eukaryota, Metazoa, Chordata, Amphibia, Anura, Pipidae. The record is from RefSeq and is a predicted model, not a curated record. The coding region runs from base 268 to 1410 and encodes 380 amino acids.
GAUGGAAAACAGAACUACGUCACUGAGGCGCGACAAAGGUACCUCCCUCUGGAGCUUUUGGAUGCUAGUUACUGUUCUGCAUCGCUGACAGAGCUGAGGUGAGGGAAAACUCACUGAGGGACAGGCUGCCCCUGUAACUCCCUCCCCUGUGUCCCUGGCAUUGUCCCUCCCCUGCACUCACAUCUCCAGCCUGGGCUACUGGUGAAUGCAGAUCAAGGUCCCUCCUACGGAGUCAGAACAGCCGGAGGAGCACCACCCAUUACUGAAAUGGAGCCCGUCUUGUCUCAAAUUAGAUCAAGUUUGCAGGUGAAGUUGGAGGGUGAAGAGUGGGACUCUAGGAAUCAUUUAACCUCUAUAAAGCGUGAAGUGGAUUUUGUGCCUAUCAAUGGUUUUCCAGAGAAAAAACCAGAAAAAUUACAGAUAAAGUUAGAGAAGGAGGAACUAAAACCAAUAGAAAACUCGGCAGUUCCACUUACAGAUGGUUUUUCCAAACCACAAAUAAAGGAAGAAAAUGAGAAUCCGGAAUAUUAUCAGUCACCAAUAGAAAGCUGGACAGAACCACUUACUGAGGGGGAUUUCAUGGUGACUGAAUCAGAAAUAACACAGGUAAUCAUAAAGGAGGAAGAACUGGACCCUGAUUAUUACCAGACCCCAAGUGAUACGCCUGCAGUUUCACUCUAUGGUGGGGGAGCAGGAAGUGACAUAGGCAUUGGUGGCAGACCUUCAUCUGAAAGUGAUAAGCUAAAGGAUUUACUUGAGCGUCUAAGAAAAAGGCCAGCGGUGACUGCUACUUCUGGCUGCUUCCCCUUUAAUCCUCAAAGGCAAAGAAUGAACAGGGCAGAAAGCCCGGGUAGUCAGGAAUCCAGUGAUGAGGACAACGACGUUGAUGAUGAUGAUGAAGAUGAUGAUGAAGAGGAGGAUGAGAAUACAAACAGCCCAGAAAGCAGCAGCAUAGAUGGUGACACGGAAGAAACAGCUGAACGGGUUGAGAAUGUGGAUUGGUGCAACUGUGGAAACUGUGUUCCUAUAGACACCCAAACAGAGAACCUUUGCUGCACUGCAGUUGAGAAGAUCCGAGAUCUCAUUCCUUGUGGGGCUCACUGCAUAACCGCACACUCAACAUUUCUCAGUCAGGUUGUGGACUAUGCCAGAGUGGACACUGGGUUCAAGAUAAUCAAUUACAAGAUGAAGCGGCUGCCCAAGCAUAGAGUCUAUAUGAGGUGUUUGCGGAAAACAGCUUUUCGUUCCUUUAUGGUGUGGCUGUACGGCUAUCUUGGAGCAGAAGGACACAAACCUAUACCGGCCUGCGCUAUCAGGCGAAUCCGAAAGGCCUUUCCAGAUCCCAACCAUAAAUACACAGGAUUUCCUGGGGCUCUGGACUACCUCGCAGAAAAGAUGGCUCUCGAUUAAUGUUCUGUUUCAUUAUUUGACCCUGUUUCACAAGUUUUAAUAAUGUCACAGAUUGGACUCUUAUUUUUGUUUUAAUAAUAUAGGAUUGUUAUGUUUUGUCAAAUAGAUGUUGUGUUAUAUAUAUAGGGCCAGAUUCACUAAGGUGAAUUUUCGUAUCCGAACAAUCGGCGAGAAAAC